Cyprinodon tularosa is the source of this 3209-nucleotide messenger RNA. It is a transcript of the gene trim69, whose product is annotated as tripartite motif containing 69. The transcript is spliced from 6 exons. The record is from RefSeq and is a predicted model, not a curated record. Gene Ontology annotation, molecular function: protein binding; zinc ion binding. NCBI's taxonomy places the organism in Eukaryota, Metazoa, Chordata, Actinopteri, Cyprinodontiformes, Cyprinodontidae. Bases 137 to 1789 code for a protein of 550 amino acids.
CGCCUCCCACUUUAUUUUCCCAGUAGUCAACAGGAAGGCUGCAGGCCAGACAGAGUGGUCGCAGUCUACAGGAGAGGAGGGACGACCAGGUUCCAGCUGCACACUCAGAACAAAGGAGCACAGAAAAGGUGAAGGAAUGAGUAAUAACCAGCAAGAAGUGAAGAAAGUCCAGACAAUAUAUCUACAAAACUUGGAAAGACUUAACAAAGGACAAAGGUCUGAUAAAAACGGCUGGAACUCCAAAGAAGAUUUUGCUAUUCAAGCAACAAUGGAAAAGAUCCGACCUUCUCCCAUAGCAGGACAAGUUGCCAAAAGUUCAGCUAACAGAAUCAGUAGAGAUCUGACCUGCUCCAUAUGCUUGGAUCUUUUCAAACAACCUGUUUCCCUGCCAUGUGAUCACACUUUCUGUCAGGGCUGCAUUGAUGGCUACUGGACAGGGCCACGGGGCUCUGGACAGGGGGGCACAGGCUCCUGUCCUCAAUGCAGGAAGAUGUACUCAGGGAAGAGCUACCGACCCAACCGCAUCGUGGCCAACAUUGUGGAGAGCUACUGUCAUGGAUUGGAGGAGAGCAGGAGUGAAGGAUGCCUGACCGAUGGAGGAUGCGCAGAAAGGGCUCCUGCUCCUGCUCCAGCCCCACGCUGCAUAAGACACAGGGAGGAAUUGAAGCUUUACUGCGAGGAAGACCAGGAGCUGGUGUGUUUGGUGUGUGGCUUGUCUCAGGAACACAGAAAUCACACUAUGAUAUGUGUUCAGGAGGCUGAGCAGAAAUACAGGGGAUUUCUUAACAGCUCAAUGGAUUCCUUAAAAGCUGAGCUGAACACAGCGCUGCAGUGUGACAAGGAGGCUGAGGAAGAAGUCAAAAAGCUCAAGGAGCACACUGCCGAUCUGAAGCAGCGCAUUGAGGCACAGUUCAGUGACCUCCACCAGUUCCUGUACCAGGAGGAAAAGCUGCUACAGGUAAAGCUGAAGACGGAGGAGCGCAGGGAGCUGAUCCGCCUGGAUGAGCACAAGGCGCUGCUGUGUGUGGAGAUUUCUCGUCUGCAGAGGGCCGUCCAUGAGAUAGAGGACAAACUCAAAGAGCAGGACGCUUACACUCUGCUCCGUAGCAUCAAAGCCCUGCUCCAGAGACCUUCUGUCAAGUUUGAGAAACCAACCUUGACUCCACCGAGUUUAUGUGAGGGUCGCUUUGCGGGGCCUCUGCAGUACAGAGUUUGGAAAUCUAUGAAGGGCAGCCUUUACCCAGUUCCAGCAGCUAUUACGUUUAACUCCAGUACUGCCAACCCGUGGCUCAGCCUGAGUUCCUCCCUCACCUGUGUCCGAUACCAGACUUUCAACUACACUGUGAAGGACAACCCCAACAGGUUCAACGCCGCUCUGUCUCUGCUCGCAAGUCAGGGCUUCACUCACGGGCGCCACUACUGGGAGAUUGAGGUCUACAGCAGCACCGUGUGGACGGUGGGGGUAGCCCGGGAGUCGGUUCCCAGAAAAGGAGUCAUCAAGGCACUCCCAGCUAACGGAUUCUGGACUCUCACUCUCUCAUAUGGUGUUAGGUACAUGGCUGGCACAUCCCCUCCGACUGUCCUCUCCCUGGAAGAGCCACUGGCCCGGAUUGGCGUCUACCUGGAUUACAAGCGGGGCCUGGUGUCCUUUUACAAUGCAGAGAGCAUGACCCAUCUCUACACGUUCAGAGAGACCUUCACUGAGACUCUGUACCCGUACUUUAACCUCGGCUUUCUGGAUAAAGUCCAUGAAAAUGAGCCUCUCAAAGUUUUCUUACCAAAGAUCUAAACACAGAAGAGUAAGCAAGCAAGCAUGUCUAAAGUUAAACAUAAGAAAAAUGGUUUCUAAGGGUUUACAACAAUGUGCAAAGUCAUGAGCCAAAGCUUGUUUAUUCAUAUUUGUUUCCAGGAAGACUGACUUUCUUGAAAACCUUUAAAGUGCUGCUCACAUUCUUUGGGCUUUUCUCAAUUCUUUCGUUAAACUUAAGAAAUGCCAUUAAAAACAACAGUUUAUAGUAAUUCAGCAUCAGUUACAUGUAAAGUUGUUGAUCGACUAAAAGGUGAUGCACAGCUGAGUAUGAGUCAAGAUUUUUUUUUCCAGAUUUAAGAAACUUUGUGUUGAUUAGUGGUUGCUAAUUGAGCAAAUAUGGAUCAAUCAUCAAUUGUCUUAUUUGUACAUAAAAUUAAAAAAUAGAUAGCCAAAGCCUAAACGAAAAGAUCUCCAGAAUUCUGGCAAACUAAUGAUCAAAGACAAGUGUAAUAAGCAGGUUUGACUCCUUAGAACAUUAUUUAUUUAAUUCAGGUAUGGAUUUAAACUGUAUAUAUAUCAUUUGUUUUAUAUUAUAAAAAACAAAAGCUUUGCAAUUUCCAUUGUGUAUCCAAAAAAUACAGUUAGUCAUAUAUGGUGUAUCCUAAGUAGCAUUUUGGGAAACAUAUGGUUUAGUGUAUACUUUAUAUCGGUGGCAUGCACUUGCGACCCAACUGUUGAAAAAUGCUAGCUAUUGGAAGCCAUCUUGGAAAACCAAGAAUGGAUGCUUAAAGUGCCAGUUUGGAAACCAACGCCUGGGCUGAAUUGCCCUCUUGGAAGCCAAAACAGUGCUAAACUGCACCCUCGAGAGCUAAAGCACCCUCUUGGAGUUAGAAACACAUACAAAAUUGCCCACUUGAGAGCUAAUAUCUGUGUUUAAGCACUCCCUUGGAAGCCAAAACAAGUGCUAAAGUCUGUUCUCAGAAGCCUAAAUGUGAUCUAAAGUGACCUCUCGAGCACAAAAAUGUCUGCUAAAGUGCCUUCUUGGAAGCAAAAAAACAUGGUGAAGUGUUCCCUUGGAAGCCAAAACCCGCGCUGAAGUUCCUUCUUGGGACCAAAAAUUUGUGCUAAAGUGAUUUCUCUGGAACCAAAACGCUUGCUGCCUACUUGGAAGCCAAAAUGUGUGCACUGUCGGAAUCCAAAAACGCAUGCUAAAAUGUCUUCUCAGGAGCAGAAAUGCACACUAAAUUGCUGUUUGGAAAGCACACAUGCUUAAGUGCUAAAGAGUCAAAAUGUUUGCUAAAGCAGGGCAUACGCUGCAAUUUUUUUCAAUCGUUGCAUGCAGCUACAGCUCACGCUGUACGAAAACCGCAGGGUUUCGUGGUACAGUGUGGGUUCACAGAUCACAAUGCAUGUUUGACCCGACGUUCUGAUGCGAUCUACCUGCUCACACUGUACAUCU